Messenger RNA from Dicentrarchus labrax (European seabass), 431 nucleotides. Its product is annotated as spexin prohormone 1-like. The coding region runs from base 77 to 373 and encodes 98 amino acids. The transcript is spliced from 6 exons. Gene Ontology annotation, molecular function: neuropeptide hormone activity. The record is from RefSeq and is a predicted model, not a curated record. Lineage: Eukaryota; Metazoa; Chordata; Actinopteri; Moronidae.
CUGCAGCCUGCAGGAGACCUACCAGCACCCUUAAAUAAACAAAAAUACACUACGAAUAUAAUUAACGAGUUCAACAAUGUCUCUAAUAGUCACAUUGCUUGUGGUGACAUUGGUUGCUCAGUGUUGGAGUGCACCACAGCGGAGAAACUGGACUCCUCAGGCCAUCUUAUACCUAAAAGGAGCACAGAGACAUCGUUCAGUGUUGGAGCGCACCAGUAGAGAGGAUUUAGUAACUCACAACCAGAGCAGCGAUGGACUGGGAUUGUCUUUGUCAUCCAUCCUUCUGGAGGUUCUGCAGCGAGCCGUGGAAGAAGGUGGAGGCAAUCCAGAUAAAUACUCAGACAAACAAGAGCUGAAUUUGAACUAUUUUUGAAGUUUCUUCUUCUCAUUUUUUGUUGUAUUUAUUUAUGUUUUUCUGCAUGCCACUGGUU